AUGUUGUAUACAGCAGAAGAUACGAUAACCCGAGCAACAACCAGACUCAGAAAGGUCUUGGACAACGGAAGCAAAGAAGCCAGAGAAAUAGUGGAGAAGCUCAACAGCAAAAUACUUGAUAACAUGGAAAUCACCCUGCCUGCACUCAUCGAAACCAUCAGCCUCCUAUUUAAAUGCGAAUCCCUGUACUCAAAUGAAAAAUAUACCGUUCUGGACUUGUUCUACGACCUUAUCAGCGAUCUGCUAAGGAACAAGGAGAGCAUCGAUCUAAUGGACAUUCCCGUGUCUCUGGGGAAGAUGAAGUUUCUGAAAAAUGAAAAGAACGUGGAAAGAGCUGUUAUUGUCUAUCUAAAAGUAAUCACGCUCUUGCUGAAAGUGGCAGAUACCGUUGACCUCCGCAUAACUAUUUUCAAAGUGUUCUGCACUCUCUUUAUGUCCAAGUCUUUCAUAUCGAGCACAAAGUGCGGGUAUCUGAUACCCCCGAUGUUCAAAGAGUUUCUGAUCGAGUACCCAGAAUUCAUCAACAACCUACUGGAGAACCAGGACAAGCUGAUAUUCUGUCCGCCUCUCCUGGAGAUAGUUUUGGUUUCGUGCCAGAAAAUGAACUCAACCCUUUCCAGGCUUAUUGUCCUAGACUCAAUAAAGAGAAACUGUAACAAAAUGGUCAUCAUGCUGCAAGGGAAAGGGUUCUACGACCCUUUCUACUUCCAGCUGUACAUGGAAAGAGAAACAAAUCCUAUGCAGGAGAUAUUCCCUAUAUUCUGCAAGAAGUCCUUCCUGGAGUACAUGUUUCUUGAUGUCUCCACGCGGCUUACAUCCAAGAGCAUUGGAGACAUAGUUAUAGAAAAAAUAUGCGAAGCUGGAACCAUCCACUUCACGCGGCUCCUAAAAGAGCCUGACACACAGGCUGCAUCUAAUGCAGGCAGCUGUGCAUACUGUCCUAUUUCCUGCAAUUUAGAUAAGAUAGAAGAAACGAGAAAAACAGUGCAGGCAGCGCUUGACCAGUUCAACAUCUCAGGAGAUGCAGGCCCUCUUAUAGAGCUAAUGGACAAACUGGGGUACAAAGACAGCUACAUUGCAGCAGCAAGAAUACUCAGAGUAAAUACAGACACAAAUUUGGUUUUGCUUGGUAAGUAUCUGGGAAGAGAAGAACAUGCUCGGUUUCUGGAGGCUUUUUGCUACUCCUUUGACUUUUCAGAAUAUGACAUUCUGACAGCCCUGCGCGUGUUUCUGCUGAGUUUCAAUCUGCCGGGAGAGGGGCAGAAGAUAGAGAGAAUUAUCUGUGCUUUUUGCAAGAAGUACUCAGAAGAUGGAAAACAAGAUAGCGACACAGUGCUGUCUAUCGCCAUGUCCAUCAUUGUCCUUAACACAAGCAUACACAAUGUAAAUGCGAUUAAAAAAAUAACGGUCGAAGAGUUCACGCAGAUAAUAAUGAAAGAGUGCAAGGAUGUAGACCUGGAGUACUUGGAGUCGCUUUAUGCACAGGUAAAACAGAGAAAGCUCCAGGUGCCUGUGAGCAACAGCAUAUCACUGGAGGUAAUAGAGUUCUUAGAGCAGAUGGCAGAGGCUGACCAGAAGCUGCACUCGGUGCUGCCCGUGGGCCAGAGAUACAGCUACUGCAGCAGCUGCACAAAAGCAGUAUACAGCUACAUUAUACAGAAGUACAAGAUGAGCAAAAGUGUGAUGGCGCAUGGAACAUCGUCUGAGAUAAAAACGUACAUCAGAUCGAUUGUUAAAAUUGGCAUUUCAGAGACAAUAGUCAAAGACGCGAUAGAAAUGAUCAGCGACCCGUAUCUCAUUGUUAAGCUCGUGGAUGACUACAAAGACCAAAUAUACUCGCUGUGGCCUGCCUUCAUUGAGGCGCUGGAGAAGAUAUACCUGCAGAGAGAUGACACAGGGACCACUCCGCGGUUUUUCAGAAAUAUAUUUGCAUUUGGAAAAGAGCCCAAAAAGGACAAAAAAGACUUGUUUCCAGACUCUGUUAUAUUCUCAAUAAUUGAAAAAACAAAAAACAUUUCAGACAACGAGCUCCUAGAAAUAUCGAACAUUCUGCAGACGAAGAUGGAAAGCAGCAAAACAAAAGCACUGUACAAAACAGCAUACAUUCUUGUAAAGAACAAUGCAAACAGAAUAGCCGUUGUGGGGUCUCUGCUCGAGAUGCUAAUGAGCACGGGAGGAGCGUCUGGACAGGACAUUCUGGCCAUCUGCGAGACAGCGCCCUUCUCAGACAUUCUGCACCUGCUGUCUGAGUUCCAGUACAAGCCGUCAAAGCACGUAACAUCUUCUGUGAUAUCAGUUCUUCAGUACAUUAUUGUGGUUUUGACGAACAAGUCUCUUUCCUCGAGAGAGAUGCAUGCAAUUAAAGAGUGGACGAAUGUUCUCAUAGGCUCUGAGUCGUUUAAGCUCAGAAACUCGGAAGUCGUGAUCUCUAUUUGGGAGACAAUUGAAGAAAUAUCGCUGAGACUAGACAGCCUGGGAUACGACAGUUUUGAAAUAUUCAUUAAGAUGAAAGACAUUCUCACAAAGAAAAGCAGAUCGGAAAUACUGUCGAACACAAGCGCAUACUACAAAAACAUCAACAGAAUGCUCCUGUGCCUAGACAUUCUAUCCUUUUCAAACUCGCCCGAGCUAACAGAGAUUUUUUCAAAGAUGAUCUCAGGCCUUUUGGACAAAGACACAGCCGGGUGUCUGUCCAUUCUGGAAAGCUGCGAGCACGUGCUUGAAACCAUCCCGGAGAUACAGGAGAAGGUAGAGGAGAUAGUCUACGAGAAAACACAGGGCAUAAAACAGCCAGACAUAAAGUAUCUUAAGAAGUUGAUUAUGAAGAUGAACCUCAAAAUGACACCAAAAAAGGAAAUAGUUGAUCUAUGA
This is a messenger RNA of Nematocida minor, 2871 nucleotides long. RefSeq lists its product as uncharacterized. The transcript has a single exon. NCBI's taxonomy places the organism in Eukaryota, Fungi, Microsporidia. Bases 1 to 2871 code for a protein of 956 amino acids. Gene Ontology annotation, biological process: regulation of ARF protein signal transduction. The record is from RefSeq and is a predicted model, not a curated record. Gene Ontology annotation, molecular function: guanyl-nucleotide exchange factor activity.